This is a messenger RNA of Mus caroli (Ryukyu mouse), 969 nucleotides long. RefSeq names its product olfactory receptor 8H1-like. The record is from RefSeq and is a predicted model, not a curated record. Gene Ontology annotation, cellular component: membrane. Gene Ontology annotation, biological process: G protein-coupled receptor signaling pathway. Gene Ontology annotation, molecular function: G protein-coupled receptor activity; olfactory receptor activity. Lineage: Eukaryota; Metazoa; Chordata; Mammalia; Rodentia; Muridae.
ACAAUGAACACCUGGAAUUACACAAAAGAGUCAGACUUCAUCCUCAUGGGACUGACCGAUUCCAAAGAGAUACAACUAGUCCUUACUGUGCUGUUUGUCCUGAUAUACCUGGUCACUGUGCUGGGGAACGCAGGCAUGAUGCUGAUCAUCCAUCUAGAUGCUCAGCUUCACACUCCAAUGUACUUUUUCCUAAGUCAUUUGUCAUUCCUUGACCUCAGUUACUCAACUGUCAUCACACCUCAAACUUUACAGAAUCUGCUGACUUCCACAAAAAUCAUUUCCUUUAUUGGUUGUUUCACUCAGAUGUAUGCUUUUGUCCUCUUGUCUGCUGCUGAAUGUUUUCUUCUUGCUUCAAUGGCCUAUGAUAGAUAUGUGGCUAUUUGCAACCCCUUACAAUAUCCAGUUAUCAUGUCCACAAGAUUCUGUAGUACCCUUCUCACUGGUUCCUAUAUGAUUGGAACUAUGGAUUCCACUGUUAAUAUAUUUUGUAUGAACACCUUAUAUUUCUGCAGACCCAAGGUAAUUCAUCACUUUUUUUGUGACACAUCCCCAAUUUUAGCACUGUCUUGCAGUGAUACAAAUAACAUUCAAAUCAUUAUAUUCAUCUUUGCUGGUUCCACUCUAGUGGUGUCUCUUAUCACAAUAUCUGCAUCCUAUGUGUCUAUUCUCUCUACUAUUUUGAAAAUCAAUUCCUCUUCAGGAAAGCACAAAGCCUUCUCCACUUGUGCUUCUCAUCUUCUAGGAGUCACUGUGUUUUAUGGUACUUUGAUUUUUACUUACUUGAAACCAAGUAAUUCCUACUACUCGGGAAAGGAACAAGUGGCUUCUGUUUUCUAUACUAUUGUGAUCCCCAUGCUGAACCCACUCAUUUAUAGUCUCAGAAACAAAGAAGUGAAAAGUGCAAUCCAUAGAGUUAUCAAAAAGCAGAAAGGCUCAAGACUAAAAUUCAGAGUGGCACUAAGUGAUUAA